This is a messenger RNA of Labrus bergylta (ballan wrasse), 5353 nucleotides long. RefSeq names its product ring finger protein 144aa (gene rnf144aa). Lineage: Eukaryota; Metazoa; Chordata; Actinopteri; Labriformes; Labridae. Gene Ontology annotation, molecular function: ubiquitin conjugating enzyme binding; ubiquitin protein ligase activity; zinc ion binding. The record is from RefSeq and is a predicted model, not a curated record. Gene Ontology annotation, biological process: ubiquitin-dependent protein catabolic process; positive regulation of proteasomal ubiquitin-dependent protein catabolic process; protein polyubiquitination. Gene Ontology annotation, cellular component: ubiquitin ligase complex; cytoplasm; Golgi apparatus.
UGUAAAAACGCAGACGGGAACCCUCUCACGAACAAAUGGCGUCCCUCCAGUGCGAAGCAGAUGAUUUCCCACCGAGCACGGCAGCAGGGACGGCGGAGAGGUAAACACACCGCCCCCCUGUUCGCUUCCUGUGCAGCCAGAGAGCCUGGUGCUUUCCGCGGGAUCGUGUUGCUGGCUGUCGGCUGGACGUUGCGCACUCCUCGGUAAUCGAGAUUAUACCGCUGUUCCGGCGUGCAAACAAUCCUACUGUCAGGCAAAACAGAGGAGAAUCUCAGCUGCAGCUUAUUCUCUCCAUCUGUUUGUUUAUUUGUCUAAUUUCACCGAUGGUGGUUGGUGUUCGGGUUCACCCGGGCCUGAUUUCAGGCGUUGCACGCGACAGUAGCAGGUCAAAUGUUUCCACCCCGACGUCGGAGGGACAUAUAAUGAACAUGGGCAUUACCCCCUCACAAAUAUCCUCCUCCUCCUCCUCCUCCUCCUCCUCCUCUUCCUCCUCCGACGCCUGACUGGUUGGCUGUCUCUCCGCUAAUCCAAUUCAGAAGAUCAUCUUUUCCACCUUUUCCCUGAGGUUACACCAUCAAGACGGCGUUGUCUCAGAAAGCCAGCUCUGUGGCGGUGAAGAUGACCACAGCACGGUACCGUCCCACCUGGGAGCUGGCCGUGGAUCCCCUGGUCUCGUGUAAGCUGUGCCUUGGAGAGUUCCCUCUGGAGCAGAUGACCACCAUCACACAGUGCCAAUGUGUCUUCUGUACACUGUGCCUGAAGCAGUAUGUGGAACUCCUGAUCAAAGAAGGCCUUGAAACUGCAAUUAGCUGUCCAGACUCUGCCUGUCCCAAGAGAGGACACCUGCAGGAAAAUGAGAUUGAGUGCAUGGUGGCCACGGAGAUGAUGCAGAGAUACAAGAAGCUUCAGUUUGAAAGGGAGGUGCUGCUGGACCCAUGCCGGACGUGGUGCCCUUCCUCGACCUGCCAGGCUGUGUGCCAACUAAAGGAGGCAGAUUCCCCAGCGAUGCCCCAGCUGGUCCAGUGUGCUGUCUGCGCCCUGGAGUUCUGCUCGGCCUGCAAGGCCAACUGGCACCCUGGGCAGGCCUGCCAGGAGAACAACCUGCCCAUUACCUCCUUCCUACCAGGAGAAAACAGCUCUUUCUAUAAAAACGAAGAGGACGACGCACCGAUCAAGCGCUGUCCCAAAUGUAAAGUUUACAUCGAGAGGGACGAGGGCUGUGCACAGAUGAUGUGCAAGAACUGCAAACAUGCCUUCUGCUGGUACUGUCUGGAGUCUCUGGAUGACGACUUUCUCCUGAUCCACUACGACAAAGGGCCCUGUCGAAACAAACUGGGCCACUCCAGGGCAUCUGUUAUCUGGCACAGAACACAGGUUGUCGGGAUCUUUGCUGGCUUCGGCCUGCUCCUGCUGGUUGCCUCCCCCUUCCUCCUCCUGGCCACUCCCAUCGUCCUCUGCUGCAAGUGCAAGUGCAGCAAAGGCGACGACGACCCGUUGCCAACCUAAAACACGCUGUCAAAGCCGGAGCGGAGAUCCGCUUCAAGGAUGGGUCAUCUUUUUUUUCCCCUUAUCACCCCUUUACGUUCUUUUCCUCCUACCAGCUUUGAGCGCUUCAUUUUUUUCGGGCUGAGCCUGCAGCAGCCCGGGGCCGCUUCUGGAUCCAUCGCUCUGCAUGAGAGAGGCGUGGAGGUCAAGUGACCACUCAACUGGGCCUGAAGAAGAGGUCCAAGGUCAAGGAAGGUCGAUCUUUACAAAGGACUACCGUGUCCUUGUGUGUGACGUUGGUGGUUUGGGGACGUGGAGAUAGUCGGGGCAACUUCGAGUGGACCUUGAUGGGGGUUACUGUUGUGUGGGGUAUUUUGACAAACUCAUUUAAGGCAAAGAAAAAAAUCAAAGUUCAGACAUGCUUUUUCUUGUAUGGACAAUAUCAUGCAAGAACCUUUUACUUUAUUGCUCUAUUUUGUCAGUUUGUCGUACGCAACAAAAGCUUUUUUCCCCUUCACCACGCUCAAUGUAGCUCUACAGCUUCAGUCCGUAGCAUUAGAGUCACACCACGCAUGUUUGGUGUUCACUCGAUUUGCACACAGAGCGUGAUUCCUGCGCCAUGCUCACGACUGAGGUCGAGAUGAGAGGCUGUCGUCACUCUCAGCUCACUGUACAGCACGUCCUCUUGAUGAUGUCAAUGUUUUAUAACCUGUUGCUUUUAAUAGAACCGUGCUCAGAGUAGUGUCUAUGUGUUGUACUUUUCAAUGUUUUCCAAACUGUAAGGUACACUUGUUAAAGGGGAUUGCCACUCAUGGCAAACAAAAAAAAAACACAAAAAAAAACACAUACAGCUUGAGUUUUAUAACCAAAUGUUUUUUUAAUUUUAAAAUACUUUUGCCAUCAAAUUCAUAUCUUUUACACGCAUUGUAAGCAUCUUUUAAAGAGAAGGACUUUUUGUUUGUACAUUGUUUUUUAAGAUAAUAAAUUGUCCUCAUUUGAGUGGCGUUCCCCUUUAAAUUCAGCAUCAAUGUGAGAGUCUAUCAGAGGACUUUAUAUCCACAGUAUGUGGAAACAUUUUAAUACUUCAUAAAAAGAGAUGUCACUCCCUUUACUCUCAGUCCCCCCUGGUGGUGGUUCAGCCAAAUAGAAAUAAAUAGCCUUAAAUUGAUAACAGCCAAAAUCUGGCAUUUCCCCCCCUGUGCAUUAAAUUUAAAAAAAAGAAGGAAAUCCAAAUAAUCCCAGGGAAAGCAACUGCAUUUAAAGCAUUGCAGACAGUCAGUGAAGCCCUUUAUAUUCAGAUGAUUCUAUGAUGUCGUCCAUAUGCCACACUGUUAAUAGCCAUACUGUAAAAAACUUCUGUUCUAAGAUGAUGUUUGGUGUGAUUUAGGGCCUCGAUUCCAACGACCUGUUUCAACAGAAAAGCUAAAUCCACCCAGCAGUUCAAAGACUAUACCUUAUCUCUUCUUGGCGUAACAAAUACUUCUGGCCCAAAUUGCAAACUUGCAUAUGUUAGUGGUCUGAGUGUUGAUGUUUUGUUCUGUUGGUAGUUACACUUCCAACAACAAGCAGCUAUGUCCUCGCAGGGAUGCUAGAAAAAAAAAAAAAAGUCAAAUGUAAAAGAAUUUUCCAUUUUUGGGCGCGUAUUGAUGAAGCUGCUCUAUACUAAAUCACUUUAUCUAUGCAAGUUUGUACAUUAUAACCAUUGUUAAGAGGCUGUGGAUUGGUCAGAGUGGACGGUGUGAUGGGAAGGUUCAUACAGUGAGAAUGGCAGAAUGUCUUCAUACAUGUGCUUAUCAUGGCGUUCAUUCAGGGAAUCAUUCACUGGCUGUUUUAGUUCAGCAUCUGUCUUGCUGUUAACUACAAAACUUUUAGCUUCAUUUUAAAUUUGUGCUCAAGAAAACUGGGACGGAAUUUGGCAAUUUUUUAUUUGGAAGUGUUUCUUUUUAUCGGGUUUAACUUCACAGUCUAUGUUGGUACAGUCAGACAAGAAGGUGAAAGUGUUCAGUCCUACGUUAUGUUAAAUGCUUAAAUAAAAAAAAAGAAAAUGCAUAGCCAUUCUACCUUUUUGAAAAAGCCAUUUGUUCCUACUUACUUCCCCUCCCCUCCUGGUGUGAGUUACCAGUGUUUAUGUAGCAUUUCAUGAUGUUUUGGCUACAGUAACCAAAAAAAAAAAAAACAGGUGGGCAUCAGUUAGCAACAGUAGCUAAUCAAAGCUAAAGAGCAGUUGAUCAACCCCUCAGCUCGCCCCUCUCCUAGUAAAUUCAGCCCUGAUACUCACUUUUAUAAGACUAUUAGUAGCCUAAACUUCAGAAUCAAUUCAACCUGUAGCCUGUGUUGCUUUCACUGGCCUCAUCUACUGUAUGAGCAUGAUUCAUUAAUAUCAAAAACAGUCCAAUUUCUACCUUUGGAAGUUUGGUGCUUUCCCCUCUAAAACGUUUCAAUUCCACAAGCUUUUGUUGUUUUUAAGACAAUCGUGCCAAGCAGCUUUCCUGGAAGGGACAAAGGAAACGGAGCAUUCUACUGUAUGUGCAUUUUGACCAUGUAUUUGUAACAUAUUAAGAGUUUUUACAGGGUGGAAACUAUUUUAUCGCUUCUUAUGUAAAAGCUGCACUACGUAUGGGGUUUCAUUGUUUUUCUUUUCUUUCUUUAUAUGAUCUGUGAUGUGUGUGUGUGUGUGUGUGUGUGCGUGUGUGUGUGCGUGCGUGCGUGUGAUAAACUGGGGAGUUUACCAGCUGAAAUCAACAUCAACUCAUCAGAACAGUUAGAUACAUAUGAAAGAGUGCAACUGAGUCAGGGCUCUGAUAUCAAAGAAUGAUUUGAAAAUAGUGCAAAAUAUUCAUUGAAACAUAAAAUAUCAUUUGAGGUCUUUAAGGGGCACAAAGUAACUGCAGAACAGCAUCAUGGCAAAUCAACUUUUUUUUUUUAACACAUUCUUCUUUGUGUAUGCUCGCACCACUGAACAGGUCGAUUCUGUAAUAUGCAACAAACAUAAAAGGGCCAAACAGCAGACAUUACAAUCACUGCAGUGCUGUGUUGCACAUAUGAUUUUUUUUACAAAAGGGCCAGACGGGGCUUUUCAGGGCUCCAUGAUGCAGCCUGGACGAGCACAGGGAUCGGAGGACAAUUUGAACCGCUUUUGAUUUGGCGCUUUGACAUGAAGCAAGGUAACACUGAUAUUACAAAAGGCUGAAGAUCUACUUCGCAGCUAUCUUAAGAUCAGGAUUGGUUAUAGGCAGCAAUCUAUAUUUUAUAAUCUGUUGUGUCAAGAGAUGAAGCUGCAUGAAUUUUCUCUGACUUCUACAUGUUAAAUAUUACAAUAUUGUAGCCUCUAAAAGAUCUUUGGAAUGGUAGCGUUGUCACUCUAUCACCCAACUGUCAGGUUUUUAUUUUGGAGUUUGAUUAUUCCCCCUCCCACACUGUUUCUUUAACAAACUAUGUCGUCAUGUUCAGCCAUAUGAUAUAAACCAUUUGUCAGCCUUCCUCUUUUUUUUCAACAGGUUGGCUUCAUGUGUGUGACUUUUUUGUUUUUUUCAUACAUUGUAACAUCUAGUUUUGUUGUAUUUGCAUUAUCUGUUUUAAAUGGAACUUUUCAGGCCUGACGGUCAAAUCAGUUCCACCUCAGUAAAGUGGGUUUUAGUCAGAGGAAACGCUGUCUGUACACAAGACUUCUGUCUGUUACGACGGUCAACAGUGUCACCAUGUAGGCAGUUACUGAGGGGUUCAUUUGACCCGGGUGAUUUAAAGAUAUCUGCAUUGUAAAAUGGCAUAUUUGGAUCAAUUCUGUACAACUUAGAAAUCAGCAUCUCAGUACACCUACAGUUCCACUAACACUGUGACACCAGGUAUUAAAGGUUGUUGUUUUUUGUGA